GUUGCCGACCCUUGUACCUCGCAUCCUUAUCGUCUUCUCUCUCUCUCUCUCUCUCUCUCUCUCUUGCUCGAGGAGGAACUGAAGGCGGCCAUGGGUGUCAUCUCUCGUGGUCGCUCUGUCCUCUUCGUGGUUUUGAUCCUUGCCAUGGCCUCGUCAACGUAUGCUUCCCUUGCGGUAGACUUCUACAAGGAGAGAUGCCCCUUCGCGGAGUCCAUCGUGCGGGCAACCGUUCAAAUGGCGGUGGCUGUGAACCCUGGCCUCGCCGCCGGGCUCAUCCGAAUGCAGUUCCAUGACUGCUUCGUGAGGGGGUGUGAUGCCUCGGUGCUUCUUGACUCGACUCCGUGGAGUAAGGCAGAGAAGGAGUCUCCGGCGAACAAGCCGAGCUUACGAGGCUUCGAAGUGAUAUACGCAGCAAAGGCAGCACUCGAAGCUCGCUGCCCGAGCACGGUCUCAUGCGCCGACAUCAUCGCCUUCGCGGCUCGCGACUCGGCCCUCCUGGCCGGCGGCAUCCACUACUCCGUGCCCGCCGGCAGGCGCGACGGAAGAGUUUCCCUGGAGUCGGAGGUGCUCGGCAACAUCCCCUUGCCCAAUUUCACCGUCACGGAUCUGUUGAGCAGCUUCGCCAAGAAACGGCUGUCGCUCGACGACAUGGUCACGCUCUCUGGAGCUCACUCGAUCGGCCGCUCCCAUUGUCCUUCCUUCGCCGGGCGGCUGUACAACUUCAGCCCCUCCCAGCCUCAAGAUCCGUCGAUGGACCCGGCCCUGGCGGCCUACCUGAAGAGCCAGUGCUCGCCGGCCACCGUCAACAUCAACAGCACCGACCCAACCACGGUGCAUCUCGAUGGAGUGACGCCGAAGAGGCUGGACAACCAGUACUACAAGAACCUUCUGACGCACCGGGGAGUGCUGUUCUCCGAUCAAACCCUGCAGGCGAGCCCACUGACGGCGGGCACGGUGAGCUGCAACGCCGAGAAUGGACCAGCUUGGGCUGCCAAGUUCGCCGCCGCCAUGGUGAAGAUGGCCUCCAUCGACGUGCUCACCGGAAGCCAUGGGGAGAUCAGGAAGCAGUGUUGGGUCGUGAACCGAUGAUGAUGAUGAUGAUUUGUAUAUGAGACCCUUGUGUAUCAUCGAUUACAUCCGCUGUGAAGUCUGUGUUAUCAUGUAUUACAUUUUAUCCACGUUCCAAUAUCCAACAAUUUGUAAUCUCUAUCAUCAGUUUCCAUUGUAAUGAUGAUUUAGAGUGAUAUUUAUAAUCUAAUAAUAUCAAUCGUAAGAGUUGGAGAAUC
This is a messenger RNA of Musa acuminata subsp. malaccensis (wild Malaysian banana), 1286 nucleotides long. RefSeq names its product peroxidase 5. Gene Ontology annotation, molecular function: heme binding; peroxidase activity. Lineage: Eukaryota; Viridiplantae; Streptophyta; Magnoliopsida; Zingiberales; Musaceae. The record is from RefSeq and is a predicted model, not a curated record. Gene Ontology annotation, cellular component: plasmodesma; plant-type cell wall. Gene Ontology annotation, biological process: hydrogen peroxide catabolic process; response to oxidative stress.